AUGAAGGUGUUUGCAGUAAUCCUUGCACUGGCGGUCUUCUCAGGCUGCCAUGCACGAAGCUUGCUUCAGCAGGACUGGCAGAACAGCUGGGAAACCACAGUCGACAAGUUUAGGGAUUACAUCACGGACCUGAACUCAAAGGCUGAUGCAGUGGUGAAGGACAUCAAGAGCUCCCAGAUCAGCAGAGAACUGGACACCCUGAUCCAGGACAGCAUGGCCGAGCUGGCCAUGUACAAGGAUGACCUGCAGACCAAGCUGGCUCCCUACACUCAAGAGGCCGCAGAUCGUCUGGGCAAAGACCUGCAGCUCAUGGCUGACAAACUCCGUGAACACAUGACUGAGGCCCGAGAGCAGAUGGACAAGUACGUCCAGGAGCUUCAGACCAUGAUGGAGCAGAACACCGACGACGUCAGGAGCAGAAUCUCCACCUACACCCGUAAAAUGAAGAAGCGCCUCAGCAAGGACACAGAGGAGAUCAAGAGACAUGUCGCAGAGUAUUUCGAGGAGCUUCAGUCCCGCACCUCUGAGAACGUGGAGGACCUGAAGACUAGACUGGACCCUUACUUUGCUCAGGUGCGAGACAACGCCCAGGCAAAGAUCACCACCCUGAAGGACCUGCUGACGUCUCAGAUGGAGAACAUGAAGCUCAAGAUUCAGAAUACAGCUGAGGACAUCAAAGAUCGCUUUGAGGACACCACUGACAACCUGCGAUCCACCAUGAAGGAGAAGAUGCAGGAUGUGCGCGACUUUUUUCAGUCCUGCGUGUCCUAUUUCAGUGGAAGCCAGUAA
Molecule: messenger RNA, 789 nt
Organism: Pelmatolapia mariae (spotted tilapia)
Lineage: Eukaryota; Metazoa; Chordata; Actinopteri; Cichliformes; Cichlidae
Gene: apoea
Product: apolipoprotein Ea
Exons: 4
Coding region: 1-789 (262 amino acids)
Biological process (GO): positive regulation of nitric-oxide synthase activity; negative regulation of neuron apoptotic process; lipid transport
Cellular component (GO): extracellular region; intermediate-density lipoprotein particle
Molecular function (GO): lipid binding
Source: RefSeq, a predicted model, not a curated record